AUGCCUUACUGCACGUUCAAAAGACUUUCUUGUUGUUUCUCUGCGUGGUGCUCGUCAUUAGAUGACUUAACACGCACUGGCAGACGUGAGUUUAGUUUACUUGAAAUCAGGUCACAUGAUGUAACUUGUUUUGCAGGGAACACUCAUCACGUGACCCCAGUGUGUCCGGCUGCGCCCCCACGUGUGCGUAAAGCUGACGUAACAAAUGGCAGCCGGGUUUUAGGAAGUGUUAGAACGUACACGUGUCACCGUGGACACCUGGACACGUCAGCGGAACUGACCUCGGCCCAGACAACAUGCCUUCACAACUCAAGCUGGAGUUUCACGUCACUGAAAUGUUCUGGGCCCUGGAUCAGGGAAUCGACACCGUCAAGGAAAAAACCAAAAACAAAGUGGCUGAAUCGACGCAUCCUCCGUCAAGUCACGUUUGCCGACACCAUGGUGUUCCUAGUGAAGACCUGUAACGACGCCGACUUAACCUUAGACAGCAAUGUUCGGCGUUACAAGUACAACCCUAACGUCAUCGUCGGUGGUUUCAACAACACCACGUCUGUGAUCCGAUUGUGUGACAGUCGCCACCAUCUCGAAACAGCCAUCUUGACCUGUUCCCACUUCCGGCCUUUCUGGAUCUCCUGGAAGGGUCGACUUGUCGCCGUUGGCAAGGGGACACAGGUUGGACGAGGAGAGUUCAUGAGGUGCUACCUCAUGAAAUAUCAACGUUUUAGAAAAAUUGGUAUAUCGACCUUCAUUAAUAAUCCUGGAGCUUGGUUAUUUAAAAAGAGGCGUUGAGAGCGGCUGUCAGCAGUAUGCAUGUAUAUAAUUACUAGGGGAUUCUAAAUGUAAAGGCAGCGUAUGUACAUCUAAUUAGGACUUUGUGUGCAUGUUGAUCGGCAAGAAUAAACAAAUAUCAC
Messenger RNA from Haliotis rubra (blacklip abalone), 911 nucleotides. RefSeq lists its product as uncharacterized. The coding region runs from base 1 to 789 and encodes 262 amino acids. The transcript is spliced from 3 exons. The record is from RefSeq and is a predicted model, not a curated record. Lineage: Eukaryota; Metazoa; Mollusca; Gastropoda; Lepetellida; Haliotidae.